Molecule: messenger RNA, 951 nt
Organism: Microplitis demolitor
Lineage: Eukaryota; Metazoa; Arthropoda; Insecta; Hymenoptera; Braconidae
Exons: 3
Coding region: 1-951 (316 amino acids)
Source: RefSeq, a predicted model, not a curated record
AUGGACGUUUUCGAGAUUGAAUCAAAAAUUUUGAAAUGUGUAUUACCUCAAAUAGAACUAAUUGUAGGAAAAAAAAUUGGCCCUAAAUAUUUUUAUGAAUCAAAAGAACAUUCAGAAAUAUUUAUGGAAGAUUUAUCGAAAUUUGGAUUCAAAACUAAAAAUCGAAUAUUAGGUUUUACAAAAGAUCAUAUGCUUAUGGCAAUUGAAACACUUGCUAAAUAUCAUGCUGGAUCUAUUGCUUUAGAUGAAAAGCAACCUGGAUCUCUUCAUCGAUAUCGUCAAAGUCUGUUAGGUGAAUAUACGCAUCCGAAUUUUUUGAACAUGAUAAAAUAUAGUCUUGAGUAUCUUGGAAAUGCAAUGCAUAAUUGGUCAGAUGAAAAAUGUCGUAAAAUAGCUCCAAAAAUUGAAAAAUUGUCCAAAAGUGUAAUAGAGAAUCUUAAAAAUAACAUUAAUUAUGCAAAAGAUGAAUUUUGUGUUCUAAAUCAUGGGGAUUGUUGGAUCAGCAAUAUUAUGUUUCUUGAAAAUGACUUGAAUGAGCCCCUGGAAGUUCGUUUAGUUGAUUACCAAGUCCCUGUUUGGACAUCUCCAGCAUUAGAUUUACAGUAUUUUUUGAGCAUUUGUCCUGAAUUUAAUAUCAAAUACAUAUUCGAUGACUUUUUUAUAGAAAAAUAUUUACAUACACUGAAAGAAACAAUGGAAAAAAUUGGUUCUAAAAGGAAACCGCCAACUUUUUAUGAACUUAAAUUGUCAAUGAUGAAACGACGAUCUUUAGCUUUGGCAGGUGGAUUAGUGUUUUAUCCAAAAAUUAUAGUUGAUACUGACGACAUUGGUACUAUCAAAAAUGUAUUAGACAAUCAAGCGUGGAACACUAAAAUCUACGAUAACCCAAAAAUUAUUGAUAAAUUAGUUAAACUCAUACCUUUAAUAGAUACUCAAGGGUAUUUGGAUUAA